AUGUCUAUCGCUCCUCCUACCUCGAUCAACCAGCACUCCAUUUCAUAUCUCUUCACUGCCUACCUUGGAGCUGCGAAUCAUUACCUGGACAGCGGCUUCUCCGGCGUGCUCGAGACCGUGGUGCAGAAGGGCAAGCCACCGAGGUAUCUCUCUGCUGCCAUUUCGGCAACUAGCAUUGCAGCGUUCUCGAGACGGCCAAAUGCCCGAUUCCUCGCGGUGCGAGCGGAAAAAGUGUACUCAACAGCACUCAACGAGGUCAACUCAGCUCUGGCCAGACCUGGAUCUAUUGAUGAUGACGAUCUUCUCGCUGCCAUUCUACUUCUGGCGCUUUACGAGGUUUUCAUGUCCGAUCGUUUCACAGGCUAUUACAACCACAUUCUCGGUGCUGCAGUCAUCCUUAAACACAGGCAGGGCAGGCAGACCGGAGCUUUAGGCAGCGCGGUAGCUGCGAUGGCUUUCAUCCUGACAAGGAACGAAAUAAUGAAAUCCUCAAUUCUCACCCCGCUGUCUAGUAUUGAAAGCGAUAUCAAUCCUUGGCUGCGCUGGGUGCACGCCUUGGGCCUCGACACGUGGACCACAAGUGCUUACCGUCAUCUCCCAGCAUCGGUCAUGAGUGGACCAAUAAUGCACUUCAAGGCGAUGAUGUACCAGGCCAUGGAAGAAAGCUCAUUGACCUUGACCACACCAUCUGGCAAGAUUUCGUCCCUUUCACCUCGUGAUGGUGCCUCACCAAUGUCUGACGACGACGGUUCAAUUGUGUCUGAUGGUCAAUCACCAGGCCAGUCUCCGCCAAGGAUCAAUCCUGAUUAUUUGCCGGGCUUGAUCACGGCGCUUAUGGCCAUGUAUCGCCGGUUUGCUAAUAUCGACCGCGUCAUGUCAGAACUGUACAACGUCGGGCCGACUCCGUCACAAUCGCUCCCGGAUGAUCUGCCUCACAAGGUCGACGGCUGGGAUGUAUUCAUGGAGGGGCCGAUUCACAUCUACCACAACAUGCUGCACGCAGGCUUCCGGCUUGCUAUGGCUCUCGCAUAUCUUGAGCCUUGUUCAAAGGCUACUGUCAUUGCAAUGACGGCGCCAGGACUGGAUUACCUACGCGAGACGAACGAAUAUCAAGAACUUGAAGCAGGCGGCAGACGUGCAAUCGCCGAGAUUGUCGGCAGCGUGCCCUAUUUCUGCGGUCUCCUUCCGGCAUCCAUGACUGGCAAUCGCAAUUCCUCAUCUCGCCACUUGUUUGACGUGGCAGGCAUUCGCGAUGCGCAGGCAAUCUCUUUCUCGACCUGGGCAAUGGCCGCCGGCGUCAUGGCGCCACAGACCACCGGUGCUGAACGCGAAUAUCUCCUCCGUAUGCUACGGUACUGUCACGAGGUGAAGGGCCUCGGUCAGGCAGCGGCGCUGCACGAAGCGUGCAUGGAAGUCGUGCGCAAGAGCGCCACACCACACCACGCCACUGCCACGUCAAUCCCGGCCGCGUGGAUGGGGAGGGGCACGAGCUUAGAAAGUCUCAUCUACGAGGCAUCAACGCCAGAUAUGUGA
Microdochium trichocladiopsis is the source of this 1533-nucleotide messenger RNA. RefSeq lists its product as uncharacterized. Bases 1 to 1533 code for a protein of 510 amino acids. The transcript has 3 exons. Lineage: Eukaryota; Fungi; Ascomycota; Sordariomycetes; Xylariales; Microdochiaceae. The record is from RefSeq and is a predicted model, not a curated record.